This is a messenger RNA of Adineta steineri, 390 nucleotides long. The record is from the annotation of a GenBank genome assembly. Lineage: Eukaryota; Metazoa; Rotifera; Eurotatoria; Adinetida; Adinetidae.
AUGAUAUGUGUUAGAGAACAAUUCCGACAAUAUAGGUGUCAAUCAGAAGAAACAAUUAAACAGUUACGAGAAGAGUUGAAGAAACUUCGGGAAAAACAACAAUUUGCUACACCUGGUUAUGAGAGGGUUCGUUGUGGAGGUCGUCCUUGCAUCAAGUGCAGUAAGUGCCGUGACUGGUAUUUUACUGGGAAUGCAGAAACUUGGAAAUGGAUCCGAUAUUGUGAAAAUUGGACAAAAGAAGAUUACAAUCGUUGGCACGGUGAUCGUGUUUAUGAUCGCUUCAAGCGUCGCGAUGAUGGUGGAACAUGUCAUACUGCUGCUACUGCUGGUUUUACUGCUAAUCAUGGUGUUACUACUGUUUGUUUAUGCGAAAAUAACAUUAUUGCUUGA